GAGCCCUUAGCGGCAUUGGAUGCUGAGUCAGCCACGGCGCACACAAGAAGCUCAACCGCGGCCGCUCUCCAUCCUUCUUGCAACCAUCUCUUCAUCCUCGCAGAAGUUUUCGAAUUCUCUACGAAGAUGAGAGCCAAGUGGAGAAAGAAGCGCAAAAUAAAUGACUCGCCCACUCCAUCUCAGCUCUUCAUGUGAAGACUCGGGUUGAACGCUAAACAUGACAAUUGCGACGACGUCACGAUGAUGAUUCCGGUUAUGGUCGUUACGUGGUUCGGUAUCUCGAUCGAGGCCUGUCUGGUCUGCAACACUUCCUCGGUGCAGUCGAUCUCGGAGCCCGCCGUUCAGCAGGAUUAAAGCAAUUUCAUCCACCCAAUCCCACGCGGCUCUUCAAAGGUCUCCUGUAUUCCUGUACUAUCUUGCUCUUUUCCAUCGGUCUCUGGGUUUUGCAUGGUGACUGGUCAAUUACUCGUGUCCUGGGCUUGGUUCGGUUCAUCCGACUGGGUUCAGGCCAUGGAGAGGUUCAUGAGAAUUUAUUUCAAAUACCAAAA
Messenger RNA from Aspergillus ibericus CBS 121593, 548 nucleotides. RefSeq lists its product as uncharacterized. Lineage: Eukaryota; Fungi; Ascomycota; Eurotiomycetes; Eurotiales; Aspergillaceae. The annotation marks the transcript as partial. The transcript has 4 exons. The record is from RefSeq and is a predicted model, not a curated record.